AAAAGGCAGCUUAUAAAGUAGCUUAAUAACGAUCCUCGUGUGCAAUUGUGCAAUGGCUUUGUUUAUUUGGCCUUGACCGACGAUAUGUUGUGGGUAACGUCGUUCCCGCCAAGCAUAUGUUCGUCUAUUAACGAGGUUACGCGCGAUUGCCAUUACAAAACGAAUGUACGGGGUGUGCGGGAACUUACAUUUCAUUUAAUGAAUUUGAAACGUGUCGCUAGCCGCGUUGCAAACUUACCGCACCUUUUUUUUGUCUAAGAAAUCCAUAUUCGGUCCGAUGGCAGACGCGGAUCUUUAUUCAACUAAUACGGUUUAUUCGAAUUAACAUGCCAUUCGAUGUUUUUGCUGUUUGGAAAUCGUCAUUUCGUUCGUUUCGUUCAAAAACACAUCGAACGAAAACUUACUUCGGUCUGUGGCAGGUGACGUCAUGGCCAUCAUUAGCGCAAAAUUAAGCCUUGACGCGCCUUUUCUACCGGUAAUAUCACAAAACUCAGCGACAGAUAAAAAGGUUCGUGACAUUUUGCUUAAUAGGUCUGCAAUUUUUGCCGACCUGAUUUAUAUUUUUAGAACAAAUCGAAUGGGGGGCGAAAUCCUCGACGCCCAUCCGAUCGAUAUUCGAACUAUUAGGAUAAACGGUUGCUCAAUACAUCAAUAUCCGGACCAUUUUCUAACUUGCGCUAAUUUAUGUCUACUAUACAAAACUAAUUUUAUACAUUUUUUGGGUCAACGAGCAAACAUACGGUCCGAGAAUUGUCCCUGUAGUCAAGGAUAUUAAUCUUGCGCGUAUAAAAAUGGUCUGAAUUAAACGCCCACCAACACCAUGGCUUCCGGCGACGGAUGUUGUAGGAUUUCCGUCAUCAAGGCGAUCCUCUACGCCUAUCAGUUCGUUUUUUUGGUGACUGGCUUGGGGAUAUGUUCGGUCGGCGUGUGGAAGUUCCUGACGACUUACCACUACUUCAACGCGUCGGAUAUGCAUUCGUACGCGGCGGUGCUCUAUUUGUUUAUAAUUACGGGUUGCCUAGUCAUAUGCGCGUUCACGUUUGGAUGCUGUGCGAUACCGAAGAAUAGGACGAAGCUGAUAUUUUGUUUUAUCUUAAUCCUGGUGUUCGUGUUUUUGAUGGAAUCUCUCGUUGCGAUGCUGGCGUACGUCUAUCAGCACAGCAUCGAAGAGGACGUGCGUGUUCGGCUAAACUCGUCGUUACUUAACGACUACAAUUUGGCUCGAGACAAAACCAGGUCGAUCGAUAUUGUCCACCAAGAAUUAAAAUGUUGCGGCGCCCAGACAUUUUCCGACUGGAAGUACAGCGAGUGGUUGGAAAACGCAUCGCUGCCGAACAAAGUUCCCGAUUCGUGUUGCAAAACGGUGUUGCCGGAUUGCGGCGUUCGCGAUCACCCGUCGAAUAUAUUUCGCGCGGGUUGCGAGGAGAAGGUGGCGUACGCGUUGAAGUUUAGCCUCUGGAUAAUGUGCGCCGUAUGUCUCGGGGUCAGCGUCGUCCAAGUCAUCGGCGUUGUUUUCAGUAUUAAGCUGUUCCUCAAGUUGGAAUUGAUCGACAGGAAUUACAACCCGCAGUUUAACGGAAACGAAUCCCUGGUGUCGACGUUUUGAAAUCGUCGCAUAUGGUAGGGAGGAGUUUAUAGUGCCUUCAUAGUUCGUCUAGUCACAUGAAUUAUAUUAUAGACGAGUAAAUGUCUAAAGCUGUCGCUUUUUCCUGUUUGAGUCGACGUUUUUUUCAUUGUUUUUCGU
Messenger RNA from Cylas formicarius (sweet potato weevil), 1744 nucleotides. RefSeq names its product CD151 antigen-like. The coding region runs from base 821 to 1606 and encodes 261 amino acids. Gene Ontology annotation, cellular component: membrane. The record is from RefSeq and is a predicted model, not a curated record. NCBI's taxonomy places the organism in Eukaryota, Metazoa, Arthropoda, Insecta, Coleoptera, Brentidae. The transcript is spliced from 5 exons.